AUGAUUGCAUCAAACUGGUACUCAGUGUGGUAUGGGUCCUUUCCAUCAAUAUUGACAAAACAUUUCUGCAGGUUCAAGUUCAAAAGCUACCAGUGUUCUUUGGCUUUCAUAUUUGCAAUUGAGGAGAUCAACAGGAACCCUCAUCUCUUACCCAACACAUCUCUAGGAUUUGAUUUCUACAAUGUCCAAAGAAGUGAAUGGGAUUUUCUCAGGGAAGCUUUUCUUUGGCUCACAGGAAUGGGAAUCAACAUUCCCAACUACACAUGUAGAAGGGAAAACAAGGCUGUUGCUCUACUUACAGGAGUGUCAUGGGCAACAUCUGCACGUAUUGGAAGACUGCUGAAUCUCUACAAAUAUCCACAGCUUAGUUUUGGACCAUUUGACAGUUUCCUGAGUGACAGAAGCCAGUUUUCUUCUCUCUACCAGACUGCUCCGAGGGACACAUCUCUUUUCUUUGGUAUUGUCUCUUUGAUGAUUCAUUUCAGCUGGUCCUGGGUGGGGUUGAUCCUCAUAGAUAACCACAAAGGUAUUCAGAUCCUAUCAGACUUUAGAGAAGAGUUUCAGAGGAAUAAAAUAUGUGUAGCAUUCAUAAAAAUGAUGUCAGAAAAUAUGAUUUACUCAGACUAUGUAGAUGAAGCCACUCUUCGGCUGAUCCUGAUGUCAUCUGCAAAUGUGGUUAUCUUUUAUGAUGAUACUGAAAGUGCUCAUGGCAUAUUGCUACAUCCAAUGUAUUUGUUAAAAACAUGGAAAGUCUGGGUCAUGAAUUCACAAAUGGAUAUUGGUAGCAUUGUAGAUCCUUUUGUGUUUGAUUCAUUUCAUGGAACCAUCUAUUUUGUUCACCAUCAUGAUGAGAUCUCUGAUUUUAGAAAGUUUAUGCAGACAUACACCCCUUCUAAAUACCCAGAAGAUCAUUAUCUUGCACGUUUCUGGAAUUUAUACUUCAACUGCUCUUUUUCUCUACCUGAUUGUAAAAUAUCAGAUAACUGCCUACCCAAUGCUUCCUUGGAAUUGUUACCUUCAAAUAUGUGGAACAUGGACAUGACUGAAGAGGCUUACAAUAUGUAUAAUUCUGUGUAUGCUGUGGCUCACAGUCUCCAUGAGAUGACUCUCAAACAGAUACAAAUUAAAACUCAUGGAAAUGGGGUAGGGAAUCCCAACCCUCUGGAGCUUCACUCUUUUCUCAAGCAAAUUCAUUUCAAAAAUGGUGCUGGACACCAUGUGGUUUUGGAUUCACAAAUGAAAUUAGAUGAAGAAUAUGAUAUUUUCAAUGUCUGGAAUUUUCCACCUGGUUUCAGACAAAAUAUCAAAGUUGGAACAUUUUCUCUAAAAGCUCCACAGGGUCAACAACUGUUUUUGUCUGAUCAUAUGAUACAGUGGGACACUGGAUUUACAGAGCUUCCCAGCUCUGUGUGUAGUGAGAGCUGUGUUCCUGGAUUCAGAAAAUCAACCCAGGAGGGGCAGGCCAUGUGUUGCUAUGAUUGUAUUCCUUGUCCAUUAAAUGAGAUUUCCAACAAGACAGAUAUGGAUAACUGUGUGAAGUGUCCAGAAAGUCACUAUGCAAAUGCACAGCAGACCCACUGCUUUGAGAAAGCUGUGACUUUCUUGUCCUAUGAAGAUCCCUUGGGGAUGGCACUCUCCUGCAUGUCCCUGGGGUGCUCUGUCCUCACAUUGGGUGUUUUUAGUGUCUUUGUGAAGCACCACCACACUCCCAUUGUCAAAGCCAACAAUCAGGCUCUCACUUACAUCCUGCUCAUGACUCUGACUUUCUGUUUUCUCUGUCCCUUGCUCUUCAUUGGCCAUCCUAACACAGUCACCUGUAUCCUUCAGCAGAGCACAUUUGCAGUUUUGUUCAUGGUGGCUCUCUCCACAGUCUUGGCCAAAACUCUUACUGUGGUUCUGGCCUUCAAGUCCACAGUUACAGGGAGAAUGGUCAGCUGGAUAAUGAAAUCAAGGGCUCCUAACUACAUCAUUCCCAUCUGUUCUCUUAUCCUACUUGUGCUCUGUGGAAUUUGGCUGAGCACCUCUCCUCCAUUUACUGAUUCAGAUGCUUACACUGAACAUGGCCACAUCAUUAUCAUAUGCAAUAAGGGCUCCACUAUUGCCUUCCACUCUGUCCUGGGAUACCUCUGCUCCAUGGCACUUGGGAACUACAUUUUGGCUUACCUGUCCAGAAACCUGCCUGACACAUUCAAUGAAGCCAAGUUGAUGACUUUCAGUAUGUUGGUUUUCUUCAGUGUGUGGGUCACCUUCCUUCCUGUCUACCACAGCACCAAGGGCAAGGUCAUGUUGGCCAUGGAAGUCUUUGCUAUCUUGGCUUCCAGUGCAGGUCUCCUGGGCUUCAUCUUUGCCCCCAAGUGCUACAUACUUUUGUUAAGACCAGAAAGGAACUCACUGCAUUUCAUGAAGAGCAAAACACAUUCCAUAAGAAACAUCAAUGUCCACCUUCUGACCCAUAUCCCAUGA
Messenger RNA from Cricetulus griseus (Chinese hamster), 2463 nucleotides. Lineage: Eukaryota; Metazoa; Chordata; Mammalia; Rodentia; Cricetidae. The record is from RefSeq and is a predicted model, not a curated record.